This is a messenger RNA of Pungitius pungitius (ninespine stickleback), 3342 nucleotides long. It is a transcript of the gene drosha, whose product is annotated as drosha ribonuclease III. The record is from RefSeq and is a predicted model, not a curated record. The coding region runs from base 205 to 3342 and encodes 1045 amino acids. Gene Ontology annotation, biological process: pre-miRNA processing; primary miRNA processing. Lineage: Eukaryota; Metazoa; Chordata; Actinopteri; Perciformes; Gasterosteidae. Gene Ontology annotation, cellular component: nucleus; microprocessor complex. Gene Ontology annotation, molecular function: ribonuclease III activity. The transcript is spliced from 24 exons.
GUGGUCCGCUCGCUAACCUGUCCGACCGGAAACACGGCCGCCUAGCGAACGCGGUACCUCAAUAGAUGAGGCGUCGCAUUGCUAAAGCUUAAUUAUCGUUACUCUGUUUACACAAUUUACGUCGCUGAAAUUUUAGACUUUUGAACUAAUAGUGAAGACGGAAUGAGACGCUCCAGUUUUUAGAACUACCAAUUUUUUAAAGUCAUGUCUUUCCAUCAGGACCGUGGGAGCCCCAGGGGGAGUGCGCCUCCAGGGCAGCACGGCACCCCUCAGAACUACCGACCCACCAACAUGAGGCCGCCGCCCCCCAGGCCUCCCGUUUCCCAGUACCACUACGACCCUCAGGCUCCUCCCGGUUCCAGCUACCAUGGAAACAGCGGCUACAUGCCUCCGCACACCGACUUCAUGCACUACCCUCCACCCGCGCCGUCCCCGACUCCAAGCUCCCUCAACCAGUGCCCGGUGCGCCCGCCCUUCCCCAACCCCCCCGUCAGGCAGGGCUUCCUGGAACCCCCGCCUAACUUCCCCCCUCCCCCCAUCCCCAGCUCCACGGGUGGUCCCACGCCAGGGUCCCAGGUGUCCGCUCAGAACGCUUACCACCCGUACAUGAUGCCGCCCGUGCCGCCGCCGCCGAUGCCACACCCAUCCAUGCCCCCCCCCAUGGCUUCACAGUCUAUGAGCUACCAGCCUCCGUACUCCAUGAACUACCCCCAUCCUCCUCACCCUCCUUUCCCUCCGCCCCCCUUCAGCCCUGGCUACAAUCAGAGCGCCGCCUCAUUCAAACAGGUCAACAGCUUCAGGCACGGGGGGCCAUACAAGUACGAGAAGCCCAUGGACAGCAGGAGGUCCCCGGAGAGAGGGUACCGCCACGAGGACCACCGGCAGAAGGGCUACGGCUACGGGGGCUCCGGUGACCGGCACAAAAUGGACUUCCCCGGAGAGAGGAAGGACCGCGGGCGGAGUCCGGACAAGCGCGGCAGGCCGGAGGGGGGGCGGUACAGGUCCGAGUACGACAGGGGCCGGGCGUCCCCCAGACACAGGAGCCGGGAUCGCAGCAGGGAGCGGUAUCGGCACCGAGAAACCCAGAGGUCCCAGUCGCCCGACCGGCACCGGAAGAGGCCUCGGAGUCGGUCCUCGAGCCGAGACAGGAAACGCGGUCGCUGGGAGGAGGAGAGGGACCGGAGGUCUGAGGGCUCCUCGGGCCUGAGCAGCAGAGAGCGCAGCUACUCCUCCGCCAGGAGCAGAGACUCCGAGGAGGCCCCCCCCGCCGACAGGGACAGGGAGCGGGAGAGGGAGAGGGGGGGCGACGAGAAGGAGGACCAGGAGCUGCUGAAGCCCGCCUGGAUCCGCUGCACUCAUGCUGAGAACUACUACUCCAAUGACCCCAUGGACCAAGUGGGAGACUCGACUGUGGUGGGGACGAGUAAACUGCGGGACCUGUACGAGCGCUUUGAGCAGGAGCUGGGGAGGAGACAGGAGAGAGCCAAGUCCAUCCGUCCCAUGUGGGACCCGCCCAAAACCAAACUGGAUGAGGAUCCAGGCGACAGCAGCAGCGAGUCGGACUGCGAGUCGGACGGCGAGGGGAGCUCCUGCUCCAGCAGCUCCGACUCCGACGUCUUCGACGUCAUCGCCGAGAUCAAGAGGAAGAAGGCUCACCCCGACCGGCUGCACGAGGAGCUGUGGUACAACGACCCGGGGCAGAUGAACGACGGCCCCUUGUGUAAGUGCAGCGCCAAGGCCAGACGGACGGGGAUCCGCCACAGCAUCUACCCGGGGGAGGAGCCGGUGAAACCGUGCCGUCCGAUGAACAACAACGCGGGGAAGCUGUUCCACUACCGGAUCACCGUGUCUCCGCCCACCAACUUCCUGACCGACAGGCCCACGGUGAUCGAGUACGACGACCACGAGUACCUUUUUGAAGGCUUCUCCCUCUUCUCCCACAAACCUCUCACCAACAUCCCAUUGUGCCGUGUGAUCCGCUUCAACAUAGAUUACACCAUCCACUUCAUAGAGGAGAUGACACCGGAGAACUACUGCGUCCAAGGCCUGGAGCUGUUUGCCUCCUACCUGUUCCAGGACGUGCUUGAGCUGUACGACUGGAACCUGACAGGUCCGGAGUUCGAGCCCUCCGGGUGCCAGCGGUUCCAUUUCAUGCCGCGAUUUGUCCGGUUCUUGCCCGAUGGCGGGAAGGAGGUGCUGUCCAUGCAUCAGGUGCUGCUCUACCUGCUGCGCAGCAGCAAGCCGCUGGUCCCCGAGGAGGAGAUCGCAGACAUGCUGCAGUGGGAGGAGCUCGAGUGGCAGAAAUACGCCGAGGAGUGCAAGGGCAUGAUCGUCACCAACCCGGGCAUGAAACCCAGCUCGGUGCGCAUCGACCAGCUGGACAGAGAGCAGUUCAACCCGGACGUCAUCACCUUCCCCAUCAUCGUUCACUUCGGGAUCCGCCCCGCUCAGCUCAGCUACGCUGGAGACCCUCAGUACCAGAAGCUGUGGAAGAGCUACGUGAAACUACGCCACCUGCUGGCCAACAGCCCCAAGGUCAAGCAGAUCGACAAGCAGAAGCUGACGCAGAGGGAGGAAGCGCUGCAGAAGAUCCGCCAGAAGAACACGAUGCGGCGCGAGGUGACGGUGGAGCUCAGCAGUCAGGGCUUCUGGAAGACCGGCAUCCGCUCCGACGUGUGCCAGCACGCCAUGAUGCUGCCUGUGCUCACCCAUCACAUCCGCUACCACCAGUGUCUGAUGCACCUGGAUAAGCUCAUCGGCUACGUCUUCAAGGAGCGCUGCCUCCUUCAGCUGGCCAUGACGCACCCCAGUCACCACCUGAACUUCGGCAUGAACCCCGACCACGCCCGGAACUCCCUCUCCAACUGUGGCAUCCGCCAGCCCAAGUACGGCGACAGGAAGGUCCACCACAUGUACAUGAGGAAGAAGGGGAUCAACACCUUGAUCAACAUCAUGUCUCGUCUGGGCCAGGAUGACCCCUCCCCCUCCAGGAUCAAUCACAACGAGAGACUGGAGUUCCUGGGUGAUGCCGUCGUUGAGUUCCUCACCAGUGUCCACCUGUACUACCUUUUCCCCGGUCUGGAGGAGGGCGGCCUGGCCACCUACCGGACCGCCAUCGUGCAGAACCAGCACCUCGCCAUGCUAGCCAAGAAACUGGAGCUGGAUCGCUUCAUGCUGUACGCUCACGGGCCGGACCUGUGCCGGGAAUCGGACCUGCGACACGCCAUGGCCAACUGCUUUGAGGCUCUUAUCGGUGCUGUGUAUCUGGAGGGGGGCUUGGACGAGUCCCGGCAGCUUUUCGGCAGACUGCUUUUCAAGACCGAGCAGCAGGCUGCGCUCUGA